Messenger RNA from Rhodotorula toruloides NP11, 663 nucleotides. RefSeq names its product mitochondrial peroxiredoxin 6, 1-Cys peroxiredoxin. The coding region runs from base 1 to 663 and encodes 220 amino acids. Gene Ontology annotation, molecular function: peroxiredoxin activity. NCBI's taxonomy places the organism in Eukaryota, Fungi, Basidiomycota, Microbotryomycetes, Sporidiobolales, Sporidiobolaceae. Gene Ontology annotation, biological process: cell redox homeostasis; cellular oxidant detoxification. The transcript has 11 exons. The record is from RefSeq and is a predicted model, not a curated record. Gene Ontology annotation, cellular component: cytosol; mitochondrion.
AUGGCCGCCCAGAAGACCGGAACCCGCCUCGGCUACAUCGCGCCCGACUUUGAGGCGCAGACGACUCAGGGAAAGAUCCGCUUCCACGAGUUCAUCGACGGAAAGUGGACCAUCUUGUUCUCCCACCCUGCCGACUUCACGCCUGUCUGCACCACCGAGCUUGCCGAGGCCGCCCGCCUUGCGCCCGAGUUCCAGAAGCGCGGCGUCCAAAUGAUCGGCUUGUCGUGCAACGAGCUCGGCAGCCACAGCAAGUGGAUCGAGGACAUCAACAAGUUUGGGUCGGUCGACGUCCAGUUCCCUAUCAUCGCCGACCCGUCGCGCGAGGUUGCAAAGCUUUACGACAUGCUUGAUGAGCAGGACUUGACCAACCUCGACGAGAAGGGUGUCCCCUUCACCGUCCGCACCGUCUUCAUCAUCGACCCGAAGAAGACCGUCCGCCUCUCGCUCCAGUACCCCGCCUCGACCGGCCGCCAGUUCAACGAGAUCCUCCGCUGCAUCGACUCGCUCCAGCUCGGCGACAAGAACAAGAUCACCACCCCGGCCAACUGGCAGCCUGGAGAGAAGGUCAUCGUCCACCCGUCGGUCAAGACCGAGGACGCGCGCAAGAUCUUCCCCAACGAGGUGCAGGAGGUGUACCCGUACCUCCGCUUCACCCAGCUUUGA